GUGGCGGAAGUGGCUGGGGAGUGAAGGGACGGGGAGGGGGCGGUUCCCCGUGAGACAGAGGAGCCGGAUGUUUGCCGAUCUUUGACAGGCGUGGCAGGGAGAGCGGUGCCCCUCCACGGGUUCUCUGUGGGUUCUGCUGUGUGGAGCUGUGGGGUGCAGGCUUGGCCAUGGACCCACUCUCAGAGCUGCAGGAUGACCUGACCUUGGAUGACCCCAGCCAGGCUCUGAACCAGCUGAAGCUAGCUUCCAUCGAUGAGAAGAACUGGCCCUCAGACGAAAUGCCUGACUUUCCGAAGUCAGAUGACUCCAAGAGCAGUUCCCCAGAGCCUGUCACACACCUGAAGUGGGAUGACCCUUACUACGACAUCGCCCGGCACCAGAUCGUGGAGGUGGCAGGGUGUGAUGAGCCUGAGGGGGCCCAGCCAGGAGAUGACAAGUACGGGCGGAAGAUCAUUGUGUUCAGCGCCUGCCGAAUGCCCCCGAGCCACCAGCUGGACCACAGCAAGCUCCUGGGGUACCUGAAGCACACCCUGGACCAGUACGUGGAGAGCGAUUACACGCUGCUGUACCUACACCACGGCCUCACCAGCGACAACAAGCCCUCCUUCAGCUGGCUCCGGGAUGCCUACCGGGAGUUUGACCGCAAGUACAAGAAGAACAUCAAGGCUCUCUACAUCGUGCACCCCACCAUGUUCAUCAAGACCCUGCUCAUCCUCUUCAAGCCCAUCAUUAGCUUCAAGUUCGGGCAGAAGAUCUUCUACGUGAAUUACCUGAGUGAGCUGAGCGAGCAUGUGAAGCUGGAGCAACUGGGGAUCCCCCGCCAAGUGCUCAAGUAUGAUGACUUCCUCAAGUCCACACAGAAGAGCCCCGCAACCGCCCCCAAGCCCAUGCCACCACGGCCCCCUCUGCCCAACCAGCAGUUCGGUGUCUCCUUACAGCAGCUCCAGGAGAAGAACCCAGAGCAGGAGCCCAUUCCGCUCGUGCUGCGGGAGACCGUUGCCUACCUGCGGGCCCACGCUCUCACCACUGAGGGGAUUUUCCGGAGGUCGGCCAACACCCAGAUUGUCCGGGAAGUGCAGCACAAGUACAACAUGGGGCUGCCCGUGGACUUUGAGCAGUACAACGAGUUGCACCUGCCGGCAGUCAUCCUCAAGACCUUCCUCCGGGAGCUUCCCGAGCCCCUGCUCACCUUUGACCUCUACUCCCACGUGGUGGGCUUCCUCAACGUUGACGAGAGUCAGAGAGUGGAGGCGACGCUGCAGGCCUUCCGAACGCUGCCCGAGGAGAACUACCUGGUGCUGCGUUUCCUCACUGCCUUCCUGGUGCAGGUCUCGGCCCUCUCUGACCAGAACAAGAUGACCAACACUAACCUGGCCGUCGUCUUCGGCCCUAACCUGCUGUGGGCCAAGGACGCCGCCAUCACCCUCAAGGCUAUUAAUCCCAUCAACACCUUCACUAAGUUCCUCCUGGAUCACCAAGGAGAGUUGUUUCCUAGCCCCGACGCCAAGGGGCUCUGAGUGCCCGCCCAGCCCGCCCCCUGCUCAGACAGCCCCCACUCUGGACUUUCCCUCCUGGCUCCAGCCUUAUGAGAGCCUGGGGCUCCUGCCCCGAAAAGGGGCCCUGAGUCCCCGGGAGAGGGAAGCUGAAGCCCGCCCCCGGGACAGCUCCUCCUCCCUUUCUGUCCGGCUCACCUAGCCGGCUCCAGUGGCCUCACUGUAACCACAAGACCUUCUCUCUUCGCCUUAUACUUCUCACUGCCUCCUUGGGUCCCUGGCUCCUGCGAGGCUCUGCAGAGCUGGCUCUUCAGGCGGGAGGCCUGGCCCCAGCAACCGCUCCCCUGCUUCCUCCUGCCUGUGUCCCUGGCAACUGGAGAUGCCAGAAUCACUGCCGGCUGGGCUGGUAGCUGGGGCUGGUCCUCUCCCUUCUGCCUUCGGGGGAACGAAAGGCUGCGCUGGCUGGGCUGGCCCUGCCGAGGCUCCUCCCUGUCUGGGGGAAGGCCUGGUGGCAGGCACCCUGUUCCUGUCUUCUCCCCUCUGACGGCUCAUCCUUUGGCACUUCCACAGCGUACGGACGGCAGGCUGGAGUCCCACGCCUGCCUUCUCUUCCGCACAUCCUGGGUCAGCCUUUCCCAGAUGGUACUGCCCCCCGGGCAUCCUCACACCCCUGGUUCUCCUGCCAGGACUGGGAGCUUGGGUGACGGGGCUGGGACCCUGCCUCCGUUCACAAUAGACGCCCCACUCUCAGCCCUGACAGCCCCCUAGGGUCCAGUCAGACCGGUGACCAGCAGCCCCCCGCCCACCCCCUGCCUUGCCUCUCCUUCCCCCCCGACUUGGACACAUCCUUGACCUAGUCUGUCCUGGAGUCACAGGGGGCCCUGCUCCGGCCUGGCCUGACUCAGGGCCUCAGAUGGAUGGUGGCUCCUUCCUCCAGUUGCAGACUCCUGGAGGGGCCGGGUAGAGACUUUGCUGAUUAGAUUGGCCCCUGCCAGGUAAGUUCUAGCAGCCUCCCCCUGGACCUGGUGAUGGCGGAGGCCCCUCUUUCCAGCUGUCCCUUCCUGGUGAACCUCCUUCCUGAGGCCUCGGCCGGAGCCCGCACCAUGGAGGCCUCUCUGACCAGCCCUGCCCCAUCUGCGAGCUCUGUCCCCAGGACACUGGCGUGUCAGGGCCCCCACGGACGGAUGUGGCUGCUGUCAGCCACUGUGUCUCCAGGCCAGGCCCAGGCUUCUGCUGUCUGCCUGCCUUAGUACAUCAGGUGUUGCUCGCCGUUCCAUUUACUGGGGAGCCUCGUGGAUCUGUUCGGUCUCUCUCCUGUCCCCCUCCCCCCGCCCCUCACCGCUAGUCUUUACCUGGGGGCGCGGGGGACUUGUACUAUGAAUCAAGUGUUCACAUUCAUACUUAAUGACUUCCUUGGCACCAAUCGUGUAUUUUACCUUUGCACUUUUUAUAUUUCAGUAAAAAUCGAAAUGGAAAACUUUG
Molecule: messenger RNA, 2975 nt
Organism: Dama dama (fallow deer)
Lineage: Eukaryota; Metazoa; Chordata; Mammalia; Artiodactyla; Cervidae
Gene: ARHGAP1
Product: Rho GTPase activating protein 1
Exons: 14
Coding region: 168-1517 (449 amino acids)
Biological process (GO): small GTPase-mediated signal transduction; negative regulation of endocytic recycling
Cellular component (GO): cytoplasm
Molecular function (GO): GTPase activator activity
Source: RefSeq, a predicted model, not a curated record